CUUGUUUCAGUACGCACGUUGAAGAUAAAAUGGAAAAAUCUACGAGAUACAUAUAGAAAACAUAUACUUUGUCGUCAGACUGGUAAUAAAGGUACAGGUAACCUAACUAAUUGGGUGUGGGGAAACGAAAUGUCAUUCAUAGAACCUUAUAUAAAAUUGAGACCAAUUGACACUUCAUCGAAUCUUUCCGUUGAUUCUACAGAUUCGGAAAUUAAUGAUAACACAGAUAAUGAAAAUGAACAGGACGAGACUCAAAAUGUCCAAAGUCCUGAACCAGAAAUGGCAAAGAUUAAAAAACGUACAGUAAAAAGGCGAAGACACGAAAGCGGGGAUACUAUAGACAAUAUUAUGACAAAUAUAAACACUGAAAUAAACGCUGAAAGAAACGCACCAGAGACAACUGUAGAAGUGCCGUGUGACAGAAUAGAUAUGGAGUUUCUGGGUUAUGCCAACACAGUUAAGAGACUGUCUAUGCGUAACCAAGCACUUAUUAAAUUUGAAAUAACAAAGAUUAUAACACGACAUCAACUCCAAGAAUUGAGUAGUGAUCGUAAAAAUUCUACUUUAAAUAUUUCUAAUAACGAUGCAUCGUUAAUAGAAAAUGUGGAACUGACAGACCUACAAACGUACUUUGUAGAUGUGGAACAAAAGCAUACACCUGAUAUGCAAACUUCUACAUAAAAUGCUUUCCUAACCGUGGUUUUCUGAGACCAAUAUCCCCAUUUAGAAUAUUUUUAUCUCUGUUUUGUCAAAGAUGACAGGGAUAACGAUAUUUUUAUACAUUAGCCUCAGAAAUUAACGGUAAAUAGUGUUGUUUUUAAUGAAUAAAAAAUCUGAAUGUAUAAAAAGAACGUAGUUUAGUUUAUUAUUUUUAAAUUAAGAACGGCUGAACCGAUUUAGCUGAAAAUUGGUGUGGAAGAUACAGCCAGAAGGCCAACAUAGAGCUUAUUUGCUGUUUCCGUUGGACGUGA
Molecule: messenger RNA, 971 nt
Organism: Papilio xuthus (Asian swallowtail)
Lineage: Eukaryota; Metazoa; Arthropoda; Insecta; Lepidoptera; Papilionidae
Exons: 1
Coding region: 130-681 (183 amino acids)
Source: RefSeq, a predicted model, not a curated record